CACAACUUCUCCAUUAAAGCUCCCCCGUUAUAAAAUCAUCCAACCAUUCUCUCCCCUGUGCGAUUGAGCUAAAGAAAAAAAAAAAGAAGAGCGUUAUGGCGAUGAGAAUCCGCAACUUAGCUUCCCGGCGAACGAUGAUGAUGAAUAGUAGUCCGAUCUCCGGUUUGAGAAGUAUGUCGUCUUCAUGGUGGAAGAACGUGGAGCCAGCUCCCAAAGAUCCAAUCCUCGGAGUUACCGAGGCUUUUCUCGCUGAUCCUAGUCCCGACAAAGUUAACGUUGGUGUGGGAGCAUAUCGUGAUGAUAAUGGGAAGCCUGUUGUCUUGGAUUGUGUCAGAGAAGCUGAGCGAAGGAUUGCUGGGACCUCCUUCAUGGAGUACCUUCCUAUGGGAGGGAGUGUGAAAAUGGUGGAGGAGACAUUGAAACUUGCCUAUGGGGACAACUCUGAAUUUGUCAAAGACAAAAGAAUCGCUGCAGUUCAGUCUCUCUCCGGAACCGGAGCUUGCCGACUGUUUGCUGACUUCCAGAAACGUUUCUGCCCCGGUUCACAGAUCUACAUUCCUGUCCCUACCUGGUCCAACCACCACAACAUCUGGAGAGAUGCACAAGUCCCUCAAAAGACUUACCAUUACUAUCAUCCAGAAACCAAGGGUUUAGAUUUCAAAGGAUUGAUGGAUGAUGUGAAGAAUGCUCCGGAAGGCUCCUUCUUCCUUCUCCAUGCUUGUGCUCAUAAUCCUACUGGAGUCGACCCUACAGAGGAACAAUGGAGAGAGAUCUCACAGCUAUUCAAGGCCAAAAAUCAUUUUGCAUUCUUCGAUAUGGCCUAUCAAGGUUUCGCUAGUGGUGAUCCAGCGAGGGAUGCCAAGUCCAUCAGGAUCUUUCUCGAGGAUGGUCACCAUAUUGGAAUCUCUCAGUCCUAUGCCAAAAACAUGGGACUCUACGGCCAGAGAGUCGGUUGUCUCAGCGUGCUCUGUGAAAAUGAAAAGCAAGCCGUGACUGUGAAAAGUCAGUUGCAGCAACUAGCUAGACCAAUGUACAGCAACCCACCUUUACAUGGAGCUCAGAUAGUCUCAACCAUUCUCGGAGACCCAGAGUUAAAGAGUCUGUGGCUAAAGGAAGUUAAGAUCAUGGCUGAUCGGAUAAUUGGCAUGAGAACUACUUUGAGAGAAAGCCUUGAGAAGUUAGGAUCGCCUCUAUCAUGGGAGCACGUUACCAAGCAGAUUGGAAUGUUCUGCUACAGUGGGCUAACACCAGAACAGGUUGACCGCUUAACAAGCGAAUAUCACAUCUAUAUGACCCGUAAUGGCCGUAUCAGUAUGGCUGGUGUUACAACAGGAAAUGUGGGAUAUCUUGCGAAUGCUAUACAUGAAGUCACCAAGUCAUCUUAAAGUCAUUUUUAUUUACUCAUCUCCAGCCAAACAUUGAUUUUUUCUCUUCUUGUCGACGAGUCAAUAAGACACGGGAAGCUUUUUCCUCAAUUGUUUUCGUGGGAACUGAAAGUUUACCCACAAACAGUAAACUUCUCAUCGCAUUUUUGUUCUUAGCUGUGCAAUAAAACAGAGAAUUAUGCUUGCAAUCGUGGAAGUAAUGUUGAAUCGAUUUCUUUAGGGUAAUAUAUGUUUUCUUCUCCAUUUGCU
Messenger RNA from Raphanus sativus (radish), 1634 nucleotides. RefSeq names its product aspartate aminotransferase, mitochondrial. The coding region runs from base 96 to 1385 and encodes 429 amino acids. The transcript is spliced from 9 exons. The record is from RefSeq and is a predicted model, not a curated record. Gene Ontology annotation, cellular component: mitochondrion. Gene Ontology annotation, molecular function: L-aspartate:2-oxoglutarate transaminase activity; pyridoxal phosphate binding. Lineage: Eukaryota; Viridiplantae; Streptophyta; Magnoliopsida; Brassicales; Brassicaceae. Gene Ontology annotation, biological process: biosynthetic process; amino acid metabolic process.